CAAAUCCACAUGAUAAAAAACCCCAAAACAAAAACAUCACACCUUUUCAAAAAGCUCACCGGCAUCUCUCUCUCUCUCUUUGAAUACACGCCAAAACCCUUCAAUCUCUACCACAAAUUCAAGCAUCCUAAUCAGAAUUUCACCCAAAAUUCACCUAAAUUUCCCCAAUUCUAUCGAAAUCCCUAAUUCAAUUGCACCCGAAAUCCACUUUACGAAUUCAAUUAACCAGAAAUCCAGUUUUCCAUUCAAUUAACCCUAAACAUGAUCGGUUCCGAUGACCCCAAAUCAUCAUCUUCCUCAAUCUUCAACCGAUCGUACACUAUUCACUCUACACCCACCGAUUCCACAAAACCUAACCCUAAUUCUUCACUACAACGCUCCGAUUCCGUCAAGAACUUCCCCGAUUCAAUCAAAGGCAAAGUCAAGAGCCUAUGCAGCAUAUUCGAAGCUCGUAGGGCACCAAAAUCCAAAACGCAAACGAAAUUGAAACCAGAAAAGUCAAUUUCAUCAAACGGACCGUCUGCAAUUCGAUUAGCUGGAACAGAGGAUCGUGUGGUGAUCUACUUCACGAGCUUACGUGGAAUCCGAAGAACGUACGAAGAUUGUUACGCAGUAAGAAUGAUUUUGAAGUUCUUUAGGGUUUAUAUCGACGAACGAGAUGUUUCAAUGGACUCUGCGUAUAGAAAUGAGUUGUUAAACGUGUUGCGUGUGAAGCAAGUUACCUUGCCUCAGGUGUUUAUCAAGGGGGAGUAUGUUGGUGGUGCUGACGUCAUCAGGCAGUUACAUGAGACUGGCCAGCUGGCGAAGGUGUUGACCGGGGUUCGGGUUAGGUCAACCGGGGCGUGGCAGGUGUGUGACGCGUGUGGGGAUGUUAGGUUCAUGCCGUGCGCGAAUUGUAGUGGGAGUAAGAAGGUGUUAGAUGAAGAUGAAGAUCGGUUGGUGAGGUGUCCUGACUGUAACGAAAACGGGCUGGUUCGUUGCCCUCUAUGUUCUUCGUCUUGAAUCUGAUUGGUUGAUUUUAAGCGAUUAAUCGGUUAUGGUUAAUUUUAAUAUGCAUAUGAUUUAUAAGUUUAAGAAUUGGAACCAGGGAUUGGAGCUCUGCGUUUCCUGCGUAUAAUGUUGGUUCGUUAUGUUCAACUUUGUUGAAAUGUAUAGUUGGUAGUUCGGAUAAUGUAUAUUCGAUAACGCGUGUUGUAAUAUGUUGCACUGGUAUGUAUGUAGGUGCACUCUCUACCUAGGAGAGAUGUGUUGAGUUGGUUAUUGAAUCAUGGCUAAUGAUUUAAUGUAAUGAUGCACUUUGAAAUUAAGUUAAGGUUACUGUUUUAGUGUAUGUAUUGUAGCCACUAAGUUUGGAUAAGUAUGUAAUAGUUAGUGUUAUAUCAAGUGAGGGUCUAUAACUUUACAUAAUUGAGAUUUGUUUGAUUACAA
Molecule: messenger RNA, 1428 nt
Organism: Helianthus annuus (common sunflower)
Lineage: Eukaryota; Viridiplantae; Streptophyta; Magnoliopsida; Asterales; Asteraceae
Exons: 1
Coding region: 262-1002 (246 amino acids)
Source: RefSeq, a predicted model, not a curated record